CUCCUCCUUCAGACUUUCCUGGCCUCCGGAGCCCUUUCCCGUGAUACCUGGCGCUCGGCUGUGGCCGUUGCCUGGCAACUCACAGGCCUGGUGGCAACUCACAGGCCUGGAUGCAGUGCUCCGCCAUGGGAUCGCGGGGCUUCCCGCCGCUUCUGUUGGUGCUCCUGAGCUGCUGCGUUUCAGCGAGCACCCAGGCCGUGGCCACCCCGGCUGUGGCCACCCCAGUCAUGACGCAGGAGGACCUCAACUUCACCGAGACCACCCCAGCCAUGACGAAGAAGGACCUCAACUCCACCGAGGCCACCACCCCAGACAUGACAAAGGAGGAUCUCAACUCUACCACUCCAGCCACUCUCAGAACCUCCGGGUCGCCUAGGACCCCGGGUACUCCCAAGGCCCCGGAGCUCUCUGGCCCCAGGCCCACCCCUGUCACGGACGUUGCUGCUCUGUGUGUCUGUGACCUGCUUCCAGCACAGUGUGAUGUCAACUGCUGUUGUGACCCUGACUGCAGCCCCACAGAUUUCAGCGUCUUCUCUGCCUGCUCAGUCCCAGUUGUCACGGGUGAUAGACAGUUUUGUAGUCAGAAGGCAGCUGUCUACUCAAUGAAUUUGACAGCAGACCCUCCUCACCGGGUCUUUAAACUCAUUGACCAGAUCAACCCUUCCAUCUUCUGCAUCCAUAUUUCAAACUACAAGCCUGCUCUGUCCUUUGCUAAUCCAGAAGUGCCGAAUGAAGACAAUUUCGACAGACUGACACAAGCAUCCGGUGGCUUUACGCUGAGUGCCACAUCCGACGGUCCUUCUACAGCCACCUCAGAUGCCCCACAGACCACUAAAUACGAGUACGGUGUUCCUCUGCAGACUGCAGGCACAUCUUCAGGUUCAUUUCUUAGACUGCCUUCGCCUCUCACGUCAUCUCUGUGCACAGAUGAGAACCCUGCAGCAUUCCUGGUGAGCCAGGUCUUCAAAUGCAGCAGAAGGGUGGACAUAGAAGAGUGUGAACGAAUGGAAGCCCUCAGCAUGGCUCAUUACAGCAGCCCUGCCAUCCUGAGGGUGCCUAAUUCAACGACACAGGUCUCCAUUAAGAUGCAGUCUGUCCUGUAUCGGUCUCUCAAUCACACGCUGACCCCGUUAGAAGGCCAUGGCAUCCUGCAGCCAUCCCUGGUCAGCACUGGGCAAGAUAGACUCUGCAGCAAUGUUGUUCUCGAGGUGAAGUACAGCCUGUGGUACACAGCCACAGGCCAGAUACGGGAAGCCGGCCUCUCCCUCGUAUUGGGGACAUUCAGCAGCACAGUGACUCUCCUGCAGCAGAAGUUUGAGAUUCACUUUAUUCAGCACGACACCAAGCCUGUUCCUCGCAGUGGCAACCCUGGUUACAGGGUGGGACUCCCGCUGGCCGCUGGCUUUCAGCCUCAGAAGGGGUCUGGGAUUGUCCAGACCACAAACAGACAAGGACAGUUUACCAUUCUUCAUAGCACAGGCGAGCAGGACUGCCUUGCCAGCGAGGGGCUCCGGGACCCCGUGUUGUUUGGCUACAAUGUACAAUCUGGCUGUCAACUCAGAUUGACAGGCACCAUCCCCUGUGAGCUGCUGGCGCAGAAGAUUCAGGACCUACUGAGAGGCCAGGCCUUCCCUGACUAUGUGGCUGCAUUUGGGAAUUCCGGGGCCCAGGAUGUGCAGGACUGGGUGCCUGUGCGUUAUGUCACCCACUCCUCCAAUGUGAAGGGCCCUUGCCAGCUCCCUGUGGCUUUGGGUAUAGAAGUGAAAUGGACUAAGUAUGGGUCUCUGCUGAACCCCCAAGCCAGGAUAGUAAACGUCACAGCCCAGCUCAUCUCCAUUCCAGAGCCCCUCGCAGGGCCCGAGAGGACGAUUGUCAUUUCCACUACAGUGACAUUUGUGGAUGUGUCAGCCCCUGCAGAGGCAGGCUUCCGAGCCCCACCCACCAUCAACGCCAGGCUGCCCUUCAGCUUCUUCUUCCCAUUUGUGUGAUACAAGUGGACAUGCAGGAACCUAAGCUGCCUGAGCUGUAACCGCUUCAAUCUCAAGUCUCAGCAGCCCACUUUACGUGCAGCUCUGCCGUACCCAAUGGGCUGUGGGACAGGAGGUGCCAGCCAGAGCUCCUGAGGUCACAGCUCCAUCAGAGGGCACACCCACCAGAAACAUGGGCCACACUGUUACCCCCUCACCUCAGGCUUCCCAAGCUGGCUGGCUAUCUAGAUCCCCUGACUAUACAACCCCCACCCCCCCACCCCGCCGCCCUCUGCGGCAGAACUGCUGGUAAAGUGGACACUGUCUUUCCUGGGGAGACUGAACAGUUUCAACACCGACCAGCCAGGGCCUCACAGAAGCGCUGCUCCUUGGAUAUGUGCACCAGAGGCAGUGAUUGUGCUUGGAGGCUGGCAGAGCAGGAUUUCCUCAUGUUCUCUCUAGAAGCCAGGGGAUGGUAACACAGCAAUGGAGUGGUAACUCAGGGAAAUGGGGAGCUCCAUGAGGGGACUCUGGGGUUGGGCAGCCAGCACGGAGCGCUGCUCAUCCACCUGCCUCCCUUCUGGAGGAUGCCCUCCCGUGCUGCCCGGGGCUUCCAUGGGAACAUGAACCACGCUACCUUCUGGGAACAUGAAAACCUGACCAGAGUGUGAGACAACUUUGGCACAGUCAAGCUCUGCAGCUCGCGCCAAAUAUUACCAUCUACUUUUCUCCAGAUUCCAAAGGGCAGCAGCCGUGAUACAAACCAGGUAUGAGAUCACGGGCAUCUGGUGACUGGAUUGCCACCUUGGUAGUGACCACAGAGCCCAGACCCCCACCCUCAUGCAGUCUAGGAGCACAGGAGACACACCAUUGAUGAUCCGGGCCACCCGCCAGAGCCGCAGCAGGAUCAGCAGGCCAAGAGCUUCAAACUGGUGCUUCUUAAACAGGAGGACAAGGUCGAGGACGAACGACACCACCACCACAAUGGCAUCCAGGAUCUCAAACUUAUGGUGGAAGAACUCCAAGCGGAAGACAAAGAUUUUAAAGAAAAUCUCCAGCAUGAAGAAGGCCAGGAUGGCAAAGCUCAUGUAGUGGAACACCUGAGGGGACAGAAUGGCAAGGAGCACUGACUGUCGCAUCGUCGUCUCUGGUCACCAAGGAUGACUCAGUGCUGGAGACAAGGUUUCCACCCUUGGGAGAUGUUUAGACAUCCCUGGCCAGGCCUGACUGUCAACCCAGGACUUGGGAAGGUGAGGCAGGAAGAUCAAGAGUCCAAGGCCAGAGUGAAAC
This is a messenger RNA of Myodes glareolus (Bank vole), 3257 nucleotides long. NCBI's taxonomy places the organism in Eukaryota, Metazoa, Chordata, Mammalia, Rodentia, Cricetidae. The record is from RefSeq and is a predicted model, not a curated record.